Messenger RNA from Melampsora larici-populina 98AG31, 1377 nucleotides. RefSeq lists its product as uncharacterized. The transcript is spliced from 5 exons. NCBI's taxonomy places the organism in Eukaryota, Fungi, Basidiomycota, Pucciniomycetes, Pucciniales, Melampsoraceae. The coding region runs from base 1 to 1377 and encodes 458 amino acids. The record is from RefSeq and is a predicted model, not a curated record.
AUGGCCUUUUUCGACCCCAACCACAUCUGCUGUACCUGUCUCCCACUUGGCUGCUCGGCGCGGCAGUUCCAGAAGAACGGAGAAACUCACACCGGACGUCUUUUCCAUUGGACAAAUUAUGACCGGCAUUUGAAAGCUUCCGAAGCUGCAGCAUCAUCAAACACCGGUGCACUUCCCAGCACAUCAACAUCCCAUCAUGCAUCUUUCAAUCCCGAGAUGCCAGUCACAACGGCAGAUACAUUUGACCUUUCUGGCAUCAAGGUCGGCGAUGCCAUACCAUCCAAACAAAAACGUGGUCGAAGUCCGGAUAGUACAGAGCUACCCUCAACGACUCAACGUACAGACGAGAGACCUCUCCGGAAGGUCCCACGACUGAAGGCCCCUGAUGCCCAGCGGGUUGAACUUCCUCUCAAUUCAAUUGAGCCUUCUCAACAUGUACCUCACCAAACCAAUCCACACCUUGUGGCGAAACCUGGAUAUGAACUACAACUUCACACCGGGGCUUUUUACACUCCUAAGACGCUACUCCAACAUCCAUUAUGUGUACAGUCCAUGAUCCAAGUGUUGAACAACUUGAUUUUGAAGAACUCUUCCAUAUCGGCCUCUCAAACAUCACUCAAAUUGGAACGCCUCAAAGUUAAGACCGCUUUAACUUUGAAAGACCCUCAAAUCGCAUCUAUUUGGAAAGAGAUACCCCUCAGUGUUGCAAAACUUCUUCAGUGUUUUCACCUUGAACCUUCUGCAGUUGCAACAGUAUCGUGCAAACAACAGGAGGCUAGUGAGGCUCGUGGUAGCUACCCAGCUGUUGAACAUACUUCAGCACUUGGAGAUAUCGAUGUCAACAUGAGUGAGAUUGACGAUGCUGCCUCUGCACAUCACAACAGUCAAACGUCAAAAGUAUCAAGUGUUCGAACACAAUACUCUCGCACUGCUAAGUCCCACACCGCCACGGAAACUUCUGAGGAUACAAGCAAACGGGAUUCUGAAUCAUCCGAAAAGUCCGAUAGCACAUUUAUAAUCCCAACCGGUCCCAGCAUUGCGAUCCAUGAACUUGAGAUGAAUGUACCUUCGGAUUACGGAGAAAAAAUCGGAGCUGAUAUCAUAUUACAUACUACAUCACCUAAAUGGAAGAAGUACUUACCAACUCCCGAAAUCAGCGCCUCUAUCAACCCACUAUUACAGGCCAUGGGCUGCAGUACCGAAGUGAGUUUAGAGAUGACGUCUAAUUGGCGACACAGCGGUAAAUCUUUCAGCAUAUACGGUGAACACGUAGGAAAUAGUUACGUAGAGUUCUUCCAACAGGGCAAAAAAGACAACCCAACUGUUUCCAUUGUCAGUCUUCGAAGUAUGAGUUUAGCAGACAUGUCUUCAAGUUAA